AUGUCGUUCAGCGCGUUACGCCAGAUUGCCCGCCCCGGUUCACUCUGUUUGUUCCGUUCCCCGUUGCUCAGCACACCUAGGACUAUUUCUAAUUGUCUCCUGCGUAAUCCCAGUACUCCGGUGUUCUUGGUUAAUUCAUGUGGUGUGCGUACCACAUGCAGACCUUCCUCAAGCGGUAUAGAUGAAUCUACCAUACCAGACACAGUCAAGAAAAUGACCGAGCGUCUAUUCCAGGGGGAUCGGCGAAGUUUAGCUCAAGCGAUAACCCUGUUAGAAUCCACAAACCUGGACCGACGUCGCGAAGGACAGUACAUUUUAGACCGAUGCAUGAAUUAUUUGGGGGAACAAGAAACAGCCACCGGAAAAUACACAAUUCGUAUCGGUGAGUCUGUCGUCGGCCUUCCCGUUUGUUUUUGUGAUUGA
Molecule: messenger RNA, 423 nt
Organism: Echinostoma caproni
Lineage: Eukaryota; Metazoa; Platyhelminthes; Trematoda; Plagiorchiida; Echinostomatidae
Source: the annotation of a GenBank genome assembly